GCGUUGGCAACGAGCUUUGAUCCAGUUGCUAAGGGCCGCAGGCUUUUCUAUGGGCCCAGCGUCAGGAGCUGGCGGGGGGUUCCCGUGAGAAUUCCUGUGAUCCUGAAACAGUUGUCACUAGAAAUGCAGCCCCAUGGUCACUGUCACUGUAGGCUGUAGGAAGCUGUCUGCACGCAUGUCUCCCUAUGAUGUUCUUCGGCUGGAUCUGCUGUCACUAUGGAGACACUGCAAGGAUGCCUAGAGGUUCUGGAUUGUGGCCUCUGCAUUGGAGUUUUGACACAUUGGUCAGGGACUAUCUCACCUCCUUCUGAUCGCACCUCCUUUUCCCUGUGGAAGUGAAAGGAUGAGGCUGCCUAUUUGGUGCGUCACUGGCGACAGGAACUGGACACGUUUAUGGUUUUUUUGUGACCGAGGACAGUUGUUCAAGACCGUUCCUGUUCAGCUGUUUUUGCCACCGAAGGUGAGGUUGGUCGAGAAUGAGUGAUCAGACCAGACUGGCAGCCCACGGUGCCUGGAAUGUGUCCUCUGGCACAGGGACUGGACAGCCCCAAAGCCUCGAGACUGAGCAAUGCCAACUGCGAGACCAGGAGGAGUCUAGGCCCUUCCUCAGUGACACUUGGAAAUGCUCCCCUGAGGAACUGGGCCAUGGUGUCCAAGGGUUGAGAACACCGUUAGUGCCACGACCUCCCGUAAGGCCCAAACCGUGCCAACAGAAUAAGCUGCAGCACCUGCACUCGGCGGAAAGGAGAGCUGCCGCCCGCAGACUGAGGAGCAGGAGCAGUGAGGAGAGCUCCUCAGAGCCUGUUGACACAGACUCCUCCUGUGGGUCUCUGUACGGUGCUGACCUCUCAGCCUCCCCCAUGCAGUGUCUCCAGGGCAGGUCAGGGGUGGCUCCCCAGACACCCCUGCCCAGCAGCAGCAGUAGCAGUAGUUUGCAGGAGUGCGACACUAGUGAGUCAGCUGGCAGUACAGCAGAGUAUCAUAAUGGGCCUGUGCACACAGACUCCCAAGCCAGGAUUGAUCACCCUGACAUUCAAACAGUGUCGUCAGCCAAUCGGAAGCUGCCUCCUGUAGCACCGAGCAAGCCCCUCCCUCCAAUGGUCAUUAACCUGGACUCACCAGUAUUAAGGACCAGUAAUCGGAUCGACCAGGAUUAUAUGGAUUACAUGCGUGUGACUCAGACAGUGUCAAGCCAGCACUCCAAUCUCCUCAGCCUGUCCCAAGGAACUGAGGAUAAUCGAUCUUCAAUCUCCAUGAGUUCUUCCAGUAGUAUCUUGUUUCCUGUCCGUUCUGAGGAUCUUCGGAAAAGGAGUUAUCUGGAGGGCAGUCUCCUGGCCAGUGGAGCUCUGUUGGGAGCCAGUGAAUUGGAUCGUUAUUUUCCUGACCGAAAGGUCCGAGUGUUUAUCACCACCUGGAACAUGCAAGGCCAGCAGCUCCCUGACAAGCUGGAUGACCUUCUCCUGCCCUGUGACUCUCAAUACAUCCAGGACUUGUAUAUCAUUGGGACUCAGGAAGGAAUCCCAGACAGGAGAGAGUGGGAGAUCCGUCUGCAGGAGACCCUGGGGCCUCACUUUGUGCUGCUGUACUCUGCAGUGCACGGAGUCCUCCACCUCUCGCUCUUCAUCAGGAGAGAUCUCAUCUGGUUUUGCUCAGAAGUAGAACAAGCAACAGUGACAACUCGUAUCGUCUCCCAGAUCAAGACCAAAGGAGCCAUAGCAAUCUCAUUCACGUUUUUUGGCACGUCCUUCCUCUUCAUUACUUCUCACUUUACCUCAGGGCAAGGGAAGGUUUACGAGAGGAUGCUGGACUACAAUAAAACAAUAGAAGCUCUGGCACUUCCACGGGUUGUGCCUGACACCAACGUCUACAAAUCUGACCCCUAUGAUGUGACAACUCGAUUUGAUCAGGUUUUCUGGUUUGGUGACUUUAACUUCCGCCUGGAUGUGAAGCGAGCAGUGAUCGAUGAGCUCCUCCAGAACAGGAACGUGGACAGUCUCCGCUCCAUUCUGCAUUAUGAUGAGCUCACCAAAAAGCUACAGGAGGGCUCCAUUUUUAAAGGGUUCAAAGAAGCUGAAAUCACUUUUCUACCAACCUACAAGUUUGACAUUGGAUGUGAUGUUUAUGACAGUAGUGCCAAACAGAGGACUCCCUCCUACACGGACCGCAUUAUAUACAAGAGCCGGCAGAAAGGUGACAUAUUCGUAGUUAAAUAUGGCAGCUGCACUUCAAUUAAAACCUCCGAUCACAGGCCUGUCUACGGCUACUUUCAAGUGAGGCUGCGACCUGGAAGAGAUAACAUCCCACUGUGUGCCGGUCAGUUUUACAGAGAUAUCUACAAAGAGGGAAUAAAAAGACGGUUUGUGAGAGAGCAGAAGAGACGUGCAUUCUGGAACCAGAAGAACAGUGUCACCUGCAGUGUGUCCUGACAGGAACUGGAUAGAAACAGGGAGCUGCCUGCAGCAGUGAGCACAGAAGCAGAGACUGCACCCAGGGUACUGACCACCAAAGCAAAGUACUGUCACAGGAACCACGCCAAGACAGUCAUUAAAUAAAACAGUGGGUCAGGAAGGGUGGCCUGUAAUGCACUUAUAAAAGAGCAAGACUGUGCAUAAUAAUCCAUCAUUAUUGUUUUUGUUUCAUAAUUAUGUAGUAAUUCAAUAUUUUGAAGAUGACAUUUUUCAAUGUUCAUUUUUUAAUGUGCUCUCUGUUGAGAAGCUUAUAUCACAAUUUAAACCCUCAAAAGAACCAGACACUCACUGUGGGAUAUGUCCAAUGUAUCUAUUCUUCAUGUCAGCCUCGACAGUAAAUGUCCCUGGAAUAUUGAACCCUGGGCACUGUCACAGUUUAGCCCAGACCCCCACACAGUCGCCUUGGCACCAGACCACGGGCAGCUAUAGAGCCUUCCCUGCUGCAGCCAUGAUAUCCAAGUUAGCAUUAACAAAACAUCGACUGGUUCUUCCAGCUCUGUGAGAGAGUGAGUGGAGCAUACUGCUCACCCCAGUUGGAGAUUAGCCCACAAUCGACUUUGUGAAAUGGUUAUUUCUCAUUUCCUUCGAGGCCUUGAACUGAGUGAUUGUCAACCAGCUGGAAACGGUCACUCCAUGCUUGUACACUGACCUUGCACAGCUGGGAUUGCAGACAGUUUUAUUGUUCAUAGUUGGAUGGAGAAUUGUUAAAUGGUAUUGCUGCUGUCAGACACUGGCUACUGGGCACAGGAGAGAUCAACCUCUGCCAUGUGUGAGACCAUCGGGCAGUGAGAGGCUUGGCAGGGUCCUGGCACAGCCCAGGGACACGGUUGGUGAUCCUCUCAGACGGAGUUAUUAUUAAAGGUUGCAAUUCUGCUGCUCCUACAUGGCCCAUCAUCACCGUGGCUAAAGAACAUGGAGGAUUCUCCCCAGUCUGUGGGCUCCAGCCUACAUUUGGUAUCUGAAAGGAGAGUGGAGAUGGCUAUGUUCAGACACUAUGUCCAGUAGCUCAGUCCAGUCACGGAGGUUGUGGCUGGGACAGGGUCUCAGUUACCCCCCUCUCCGAAGCUGUUUUCAGUGUAUGGUUGGUCAGGUUUCAUACAGGUCUCUGAUUACAAAUCACCCUGGGCCUUUGCAGGAAGACCCACACAGAGGGUUUCUGUAACAUAUAAAUUUGUGCUUUAUAUAGAACACUUUUAUUUUGAUUUCACUGAUUUUUUUUUUACAAGAAAUAAAUAAUUUUUAAGAGUU
This is a messenger RNA of Hemiscyllium ocellatum (epaulette shark), 3716 nucleotides long. It is a transcript of the gene inpp5e, whose product is annotated as inositol polyphosphate-5-phosphatase E. Gene Ontology annotation, biological process: phosphatidylinositol dephosphorylation. The transcript has 12 exons. The coding region runs from base 477 to 2426 and encodes 649 amino acids. The record is from RefSeq and is a predicted model, not a curated record. Gene Ontology annotation, molecular function: inositol-polyphosphate 5-phosphatase activity. NCBI's taxonomy places the organism in Eukaryota, Metazoa, Chordata, Chondrichthyes, Orectolobiformes, Hemiscylliidae.